GCGAUAGUUUUGAAUAGGGGAGAGUGAUUGAUAAGCACUAUUUCCUAUUGUGCAAACUAGAUACAUAGACUGUAAAAUUAGAAACAGGUAUUGAAAAAUGUCCAAGUCCUUAGUGCGUUCUAUCAAAAACGUUGCCAACGGGUACUCCUCCGUCCAGGUAUUGGUUAGAAACGCCACCUCAAAUGACCCACUGGGCCCUACGACUUAUGAUAUGGAGGAAAUUGCAUCUUUAACAUAUCAAUCACAAACCGACUUCUUGGAGAUAAUGGAUAUGUUAGACAGAAGAUUGAAUGAUAAGGGGAAGAAUUGGAGACAUGUUGCCAAAUCUCUUACCGUAUUAGAUUAUUUAGUUCGGUUUGGAUCUGAAAAGUGUGUCUUGUGGGCCAAGGAUAAUCUCUACAUUGUCAAGACAUUGCGUGAGUUUAUACACUUUGACGAAGCCGACACCGACCAAGGUGCCUUGAUUCGUGUGAAGGCCAAGGAAUUGGUAUCCUUGUUGAGAGAUGAUGAACGGUUGAGACAUGAGAGAGAUUUAGCUCAAAAGUCACAAAACCCUAGUGGUAGACGUAGACGUUCAAGGGGAAACACCACCAACACAAGACCAAAUGAUGAGCCAUAUGAUGACGAAUUGCAGAAGGCACUUGAACUUUCCAAGUUGACUGCCGAAGAAGAACAACGUAGAAAUCAACCAGAGGAAACUGACGCAGACUUGGAAGCAGCCUUGAAGUUAUCAAUGGAAGAGGAAGAAAUGAGAAAGCAAAAGCGUUUACAAAACGAAAACUUGUUAGACUUGACUGAUGAGCCUCAAGGUCAACAAUACUACAUGGUGACAGGUUACCAACAACAACCACAAUUCACUCAACAACAAUUUGCUCAACAACAAUACGAUAUGUUUGGUAACCCAAUACAGAACGCAAUGCAAACUGGCUAUUACUACCAACAGCAACAACAAUAUGCUCAACCUUCGCAGCCACAAUUCACCGGAUUUAACUACGGUCAAUUCCAACAACCACAACAACCACAACAACAAGAACAGUUACAACCAUUAAAAACCGGAUCUAACAACCCAUUUGCUCUUCAAUCUGAAGCACCUCAACAGAAACCUGCUCAACCAUCGUUAUCCGAAUUGGCCAGCAGUAACCAACAGCAACAGCAACAACCCCAAUUUUUCACUCAACCAACACAACAGUUGAAGCCACAAAAUACUGCCUCUAAGUUUAACGACUCCACACACUCGGAAUUGAAUAACUUGUUGGCACAAGGUACUGGUAUAGAUACAUUCGGAAACACUGGAGCUACUAGAAUCCCACACCAACACACCAAAACUGAGCAAUUCAUAAACUCCAGUGGUACUGGAUACAAACAAUCUUAUGGAGAACAAAAGUUGAGUUCUAAUGCUACCGGGAACCCAUUUUUGAAUACCGGAAUUGGUUACCAAGCACAGAGUCAACCUCUGAGUCAAGGUCAAUCCUCUCAGCACCCAUCACAGAUCAAUCCUGCCUACACUGGAUAUGGUUUUGGAAACGCUAGCGCUGGUCAGCAGCAACAACAAGCCCAAUACCAAAGAAAUGGGACAGAUGGUCCAAGUUUGAUAGAUAUUUAGAGUACCUCUAAGCAUUUGUAUUGCAA
Molecule: messenger RNA, 1629 nt
Organism: [Candida] anglica
Lineage: Eukaryota; Fungi; Ascomycota; Pichiomycetes; Serinales; Debaryomycetaceae
Source: the annotation of a GenBank genome assembly